AAAAACGUAAGUAAUAUUUCAGACAUGUCAUUAAUUUCUACAUUGGCGUUAGUUCGUAAACUUUAAUUUUAUGAGACAAGUAUUUCGGUAAUGAAAAGACGAUUUCUAGUGGAACAAUAUAUGACAUCACAUGACAAUUUUGAUUUGGAAGUUGGAUGCUCCCGUAAUGUAUACGAUCUCUUGAAAUUAACCGGACAAUAUACACAUAUCAUCAGAAGGAAGAGCAAGUCAUUUAGGGACGACCAUAAUGCCACGACAACGAAGAGAGGACAAGGUACGAUUCACGCGUUCGCAGUAUUAUGAGGGACAACUGAUGACACUUCCGGCCAAGUACAAAUUAUCUAACAUCAUCGAUCCAGCCUCCAUACCCGAACCACUUUCCUUCAACACACCUCGCCCGAGACCGGACCCGGAUGUAUACGAUUUUCCCGACCAGUACUGGCCCUCUCCCGAUACUACCCUGGUUCCAGAGGACAUGUCAGCCACCGAAUUAUGGGAGCACUGUUCAAGGAAUGUCGCUUCUUCUAGUAGUGGUCGAACUAAUGGACGGACGGACAACCGGCGAAGGGAGAACAAAUCCAACAGCUCAACAACCAGAUCAUACAAGAACAUUCCCAAAUGCAUCCCCAUCACUAACAACAAGAUACAGGAAGCAUUGGUGGAUAUAGAGUGUCUCUCAAGGAAGGAACAAGACGACCGCCUGCUGGUGCUGAAGAGCAAGUUCAGUGAUGAGGAUUAUGCUAUCAUUGAACAGAUAGUCGACGACAAACGUUCCGAAUACGUACGGGCAUUUGGUAGGUCAUACCUGGAGCGUGGUCUGGGCCCAGUUCCCAGAAGUGACAACUCGGUCUAUCUUGCCAGGGAGCUGAAGCGACGAGUGGCCUGUCAGGAGAGUGGUCUUGACUGGAAAAAGACCAAAUGGCCACCAAUGCGCAGGAAACAUCACCUGCCAAUCAGGCACGAGAUAAACGUGCCACGUGUCAAGGAGAGCGAGACAUUGUGAAGAAUGCACUUGUACAUUUUCUUUAGAGUUGUCAUAUAUGAAAUGGAAUUUAAAACAGUUGAUUACAAUCUACUUUGCAGACACAAAAGAAAACCCCAAAAAAGUCAUAGGCACAUACUAGAAGUCAUGUAAAGAGAUACUUCAUUUGCGUAUACCUUAGUUCCUGAACUCCGAUCUCCUUAACUAGUUCAGAUCUUUUGGUAUGGUUCUGAUUUCAGUCUUAAAUCAUAGUCAUAGUUCUGAAAUUGGACUCGGUUCACACUUGACACACUUUAGGGAUGCUGUUCAUAACCUAGACCAAGUGUACACUUUUUUUAUCAGUUUUUCAGUGCCAAUUUUUUAAAAUGUACAUACAGAGAGUAUUCUUUAAGCCAUUGUUCAGGGCCCAGUUGUUUAAAAGCUUUUCCCCUAUACUACAAAACCUGUGUGUGUCUAUUCCUGAAAAUAGGCAGGUAGGAAGAGACUGAAGAGUGCUAUUAAAGCUUCAUAAAAUUUUAUCAAUUUACCAGAAAUAAUUUUAUCAGGAUUUUAAAAUGGCUGUUACUGUGAUUAAUCACCUUUCAAACAACUGGGCCCUGGCCGAGUGUGAUGUCAAAAAGACCUUUGGCAAUUUUUUGCAGUUAUUCAAAUAGGAUGCUUACUGUUGAUCAACAUAUUGAAUUUUUUUCUAUUUUGCUUAAGUAUAAAUUUUGAAGGCAAACAAUACAAAUGUAGCUGGCCUUUAUUACUAGUAAGAUUUAAAAACUUAUGUUAUUGAAAAUAUCAGAGAAAUAGACUGUGAGCCGAGAUUAUCCUCUUUGUUGUAAUUGUUUCAAAUCAUGAACUGAUUUAAAUAUACAAGUAUUCACUGCUUCAUCAAUGUAUCAUUUCUUCAAUCUGUCUUCUGUUAAAACAACUCUACAGAGAAUCAUGUGACACUGUGAAACCUGUAACACCAAAAUCAAGUCAGAAAGACAGUCAUAGAACAAUUGUAUCUGUGGAGUGUGACUUCCAUAGGACACAUUCAAACUUUAUAUACCAGUCCACAUUUGAAACUUUCAUAAAAUAUUUUUACCAUUUUUUGUAUGUUUUUACAAGAUGUUACACAAAUAAAGUUUAUUUGAAAAAAAGAAGUUCCUUCAUGUAUUUAAACACCUGAAAAUAUCCAAGUUUGCAUGAUAGUAUCAUCAAUGGGGAGCAGGAUCUAAUUCAACAAAAGACACCUAAGGAAAUGGCCUGAGUUGGAUCUAGGUCAACAUAAGGCACCUGAGGAGAUGGUCUGAGCUGGAUCUAGGUCAACAUAAGACACCUGAGGAGAUGGUCUGAGCUGGAUCUAGGUCAACAUAAGACACCUAAGGAGAUGGCCUGAGCUGGAUCUAGGUCAACAUAAGGCAC
Molecule: messenger RNA, 2377 nt
Organism: Pecten maximus
Lineage: Eukaryota; Metazoa; Mollusca; Bivalvia; Pectinida; Pectinidae
Exons: 6
Coding region: 248-1003 (251 amino acids)
Source: RefSeq, a predicted model, not a curated record